AUGCCGCUGCAGCUGCUGCGGGGCUGUGCCUAUCGUAGGCACAAUGGCCUUGGGAAGAUUCCAGAGUGGACAUGCAUGGCCCUGACCCAGUUAGGAGCAGCUGAGUCCUGCUGCAGCAGCAAUAGCAGUAUUGAAGUGCAAGGUGGGGGGGUGGGAGGUGAUCCAGAUCUCAGCAUCACCCCUUCUUUCCAGCAACACCUGGGCCGUCCUUUCCCUGAGCUUAAAGAAAAUAAGCAUGAAGAGAAGGUCCAGAUUCCUGACAGAGGGGAGAACGAGAGCACAGCAAACAUGGGGAGCAAAACCUGGGCAGACCUGGCUGGGGAGAUGAAGAUGUUCUUUUGGAACCCAGAGGAGAGAACAUGCCUGGGGAGAACGGCCAAGAGCUGGGGCCUCAUCUUUCUGUUUUACUUCAUUUUCUACACGUGCCUGGCGGGAAUGUUUGCUUUCUGCCUCUACGUGAUGCUGCUCACGCUGAGCCCCUACACACCCAGGUACCGGGACCGUGUAUCCCCACCAGGGGUAAUGAUCAGGCCACACUUGAAUGGGUUCACCAUUGCCUUCAAUGUCUCUCAGCCUAGCACAUGGCAACCCUAUGUGGACAGCAUGCACCGCUUCCUAGAAGCUUAUGAUGACAAAGUUCAAGAGGAGAAGAAUAUCGAGUGCACCUCGGGACAGUACUUCAUCCAAGAGGGCAGUGAAAGUGAGGAGAAGAAGGCCUGCCAGUUCAAGCGCUCGCUGCUGCAGAACUGCUCUGGCAUUGAGGAUUCCACUUUCGGCUACUCUAAAGGCCAGCCCUGUAUCCUGCUGAAGAUGAACCGGAUCAUAGGCUACCGUCCUGGUGCUGGGGUCCCCGUGAGCGUGGACUGCAAAGUGCUGAAAGGCAAUGAGAGUGAUCUCAGAUCAGUGGACUUCUACCCUGGAAACGGGACGUUCGAUCUCAUGUAUUAUCCCUACUAUGGCAAGUUCACUCAUGUGAACUACACAUCCCCGCUGGUGGCUAUGCACUUCACAGAGGUGAGAAGGAAUCAUUUGGUCCCCAUUCAGUGCAGACUGAACGGGAAAGGUAUCGUCAACGACCUUAACAGCGACCGCUUCCUGGGCCGGAUCAUCUUCACACUCAGCAUUGGGAAGUAGGCACCACAAACACCACUUAGGAUAAGUCAAUCAGAGGCUUUUUCUUCCCUUUUUAAAGCAUAAAGCCAGCAUUUGUUUUUCUGCUAGGAAUAAUGGGCACAUGGAGACUUCUGCUAAUUUAUUUUUGUUCAUAGUUAGGAAACAAAUGAGAUGCAAUGGAGUGUGGAACCACAGUUUUCAUCACCUGCUGCCAAUCAUUAUUAGUAGAAAUUAUUUCCUGGGCAGAGAACUUGCAAAAGCAUUUCAGUUUUGAUUAAAAAGAACUCUGGCAUCUGACCACUAUUUUCCUAAGGUCUUUUAUGAGCGACUCUGGUAGAAUGUGUUUUUCCUGACUUCUAUUUUCAAUCUUAACUCCAGUUUUAUGUGCAUUUCUCAGGCAAAAGCUAACAAGAAAACAACAACAUUUUGGUUAUGUUUGCAAUGUCACAGCUAAAAAGUGAAAAUGUCAGCUCUAAAAACAUCUAGAAUUUCUGCAUUGGGGCAUCUUGAGUGCAGCAUUGUUCAGCAUACCCAAGGUAUUGAAGCAAAGGUCAGGCAAAAAAAUCAUUUAUCCUUGAACCUUUCCAACUGUUCCUUUCUGAAGGGGGAAGAUAAAUGCAUUUCUCCCUCCUCACCCCAGUACUUCUCCCUGCCUCGGGAAGCUCCAAGUCUAUUUAGACAGGGAUGAGUGAAAGCUGCUUUUCUCUCAUCAUAGUUUGCAGGUUGAGAGCUCCUCCUUCCCCUCUUCAGGCACAGAAGUGCCAGAGAAACAUGUUGGACCUUCCUAAAUAUUUCUGUCUUGUCCUUCUCUGAUCCUGAGAGGUCACAGCUGUAACACUGCAGAAAUGCUAAGUCACUUCAUUGUUAAGGUGUCAGUGAAGUCAAAGGCCUCUGAAGCACACUUGCCACUGUCAGCAGGGUGCUGCCAAGCUGAGCAACCUCUGCUGUGUGGCAGCCAGAUCCUCCCCAGCUUGCCAGCAUACAGGCUUUGUACCCGACAGAGCCAAACUGUGCUCUGCCUCUUACAAGUGAUAAGAACACAGCAGGACAGGACACCUUAGGAUAAUGCACUAGUUGGAAAGCACACUUACUAAAAUUACUGACUGAACAAGAGCAUUAUGGUAUGUUUGACCUACAUUCUAGUCCAGGUACUUAGUCUGACAUCAUUUCCUGAUCUAUAUAAAAGUCUCUAAGAAGUAAUUUUUUGUAUUAAAAAUAAAGUGAUUACAGCAAAAUUA
Molecule: messenger RNA, 2351 nt
Organism: Pogoniulus pusillus (Red-fronted tinkerbird)
Lineage: Eukaryota; Metazoa; Chordata; Aves; Piciformes; Lybiidae
Gene: ATP1B4
Product: ATPase Na+/K+ transporting family member beta 4
Exons: 8
Coding region: 1-1134 (377 amino acids)
Biological process (GO): regulation of DNA-templated transcription; sodium ion transport; potassium ion transport
Cellular component (GO): sodium:potassium-exchanging ATPase complex; nuclear inner membrane
Source: RefSeq, a predicted model, not a curated record